This is a messenger RNA of Condylostylus longicornis, 2141 nucleotides long. Its product is annotated as major heat shock 70 kDa protein Ba-like. The transcript has 2 exons. NCBI's taxonomy places the organism in Eukaryota, Metazoa, Arthropoda, Insecta, Diptera, Dolichopodidae. Gene Ontology annotation, cellular component: cytoplasm. Gene Ontology annotation, molecular function: ATP hydrolysis activity; heat shock protein binding; misfolded protein binding. Gene Ontology annotation, biological process: cellular response to unfolded protein; protein refolding. The coding region runs from base 90 to 2039 and encodes 649 amino acids. The record is from RefSeq and is a predicted model, not a curated record.
UCAAAACAUUACAAAGAGUUUUGAAAAUUUCUUCAAAUUUAAGUGAUUAUUAUAUUGAAAAAAGAAAGUACAAAGUAAAAAAAUACAAAAUGCCAGCAGUUGGAAUUGAUUUAGGAACAACAUACUCCUGUGUUGGAGUUUUUCAACACGGAAAAGUGGAAAUCAUUGCUAACGACCAAGGAAAUAGAACAACACCAAGCUAUGUUGCAUUUACAGAUUCUGAGCGUUUAAUUGGAGAUGCAGCUAAGAAUCAAGUAGCAAUGAAUCCCAAAAAUACAAUUUUUGAUGCCAAAAGAUUAAUUGGACGAAAAUACAAUGAUCCUAAAAUUCAAGAAGACGUCAAACAUUGGCCAUUCAAAGUAGUUAGCGACAAUGGGAAACCAAAAAUUUGUGCAGAAUUCAAAGGAGAAACAAAACGAUUUUCACCAGAAGAAAUUAGUUCAAUGGUUUUAACUAAGAUGAAAGAAACUGCAGAAGCAUACCUUGGCGAAACUGUUAAAGAUGCUGUAAUUACUGUGCCAGCAUAUUUCAACGAUUCUCAAAGACAAGCCACAAAAGAUGCUGGUGCCAUAGCGGGCUUAAAUGUUCUCAGAAUAAUUAAUGAGCCAACAGCUGCCGCUUUAGCCUAUGGAUUAGAUAAAAAUUUAUCUGGUGAAAAAAAUGUGUUAAUCUUUGAUUUGGGUGGUGGAACAUUUGACGUCUCAAUUUUAACAAUUGAUGAAGGAUCUUUAUUUGAAGUAAGAGCUACGGCUGGAGAUACACAUUUAGGUGGAGAAGAUUUUGAUAAUAGAUUGGUCAACCAUUUCGCAGAAGAAUUUAAGAGAAAAUAUAAGAAAGAUCUCCGUUCAAAUCCAAGAGCCUUGCGUCGUUUGAGAACCGCCGCUGAACGAGCGAAACGAACUCUUUCAUCAAGCACUGAAGCUUCAAUAGAAAUUGAUGCUCUGUUUGAAGGUGUUGAUUUUUACACGAAAAUAUCUCGGGCAAGAUUUGAAGAACUUUGUGCAGAUUUAUUCAGAUCAACAUUACAUCCAGUUGAGAAGGCAUUAAAUGAUGCAAAAAUGGAUAAAAGUCAAAUUCACGAUAUUGUGUUGGUUGGAGGAUCAACCCGAAUUCCAAAAGUUCAAAAUCUUUUACAACAAUUCUUCAAUGGCAAGUCAUUAAAUUUAUCAAUUAAUCCUGAUGAAGCUGUUGCUUAUGGAGCAGCAAUCCAAGCAGCCAUUCUAACAGGCAGUAAAGAUUCCAAAAUACAAGAUGUACUUUUAGUAGAUGUUGCACCACUUUCUCUUGGUAUUGAAACAGCUGGUGGAGUAAUGACAAAAAUAAUCGAAAGAAAUUCAAGGAUUCCAUGCAAACAAACACAAACUUUCUCUACAUACUCAGAUAACCAACCUGGAGUUAGCAUUCAAGUAUUUGAAGGAGAAAGAGCAAUGACAAAAGACAACAAUUUGCUAGGAAACUUUGAUUUAUCUGGUAUACCACCAGCACCAAGAGGGGUACCAAAAAUUGAUGUAACAUUUGAUAUGGAUGCAAAUGGUAUAUUAACUGUUUCUGCUAAAGAAAUGAGUACUGGUAAAGAGAAAAAUAUUACAAUCAAGAAUGAUAAAGGACGAUUAUCUCAAGCAGAAAUAGACAGAAUGGUUUCAGAAGCCGAACGAUAUCAAGAGGAAGAUGAGAAACAACGUCAAAAAAUUACUGCCCGCAAUAGUUUAGAAGGAUAUGUAUUUAGUGUUAAACAAGCAGUUGAACAAGCCGGAGAUAAAUUAACAAAAUCAGAUAAAGACCAAGUAAUGCAAUGGUGUGAUGAAACAGUCAAAUGGUUGGAUAAUAACACUUUAGCUGAAAAAGAAGAAUAUGAGGAUAAAAUGAAAGAACUUAGUAAAGUUUGUAGUCCAAUCAUGACAAAAUUGCAUCAAGGUAGCUCACAGACGCAAGCAGGAGGUUGUGGUACGCAAGCAGGUGGUUUUGGAGGCGGUUGUGGUACGCAAGCAGGUGGUUUUGGAGGUUCAAGAUCAGGACCAACAGUAGAAGAAGUAGACUAAUUUAACAAUGCGCUUAACUUUACUAUUCCGUUAAUUUAUUGAAUAACUGUAUUAAAUUAGACAAUGAUUUUGUUAUUAGAUAAAUUUUUAAAAGACUGUAAA